Messenger RNA from Drosophila elegans, 1360 nucleotides. RefSeq names its product glycine, alanine and asparagine-rich protein. Lineage: Eukaryota; Metazoa; Arthropoda; Insecta; Diptera; Drosophilidae. Bases 67 to 1281 code for a protein of 404 amino acids. Gene Ontology annotation, molecular function: transcription coactivator activity. Gene Ontology annotation, cellular component: RNA polymerase II transcription regulator complex. The transcript has a single exon. Gene Ontology annotation, biological process: positive regulation of transcription by RNA polymerase II. The record is from RefSeq and is a predicted model, not a curated record.
AUUUGGGACAUCAGUUGAGUUUCGUUUGUCAGGUUUGCCAGCAGCAUCCUCAGUACUACUAUAACCAUGAAGCUGUACGUUUGCGUUUCACUGGCCCUUUUGGCCAUCGCGGCCCCAGUGCCCUCGAGUGCCUUGUUGGGCGCCAAAUUGGCCCUUCUCAAGGCCAUUGGCGGUGGUCUGGGUGGUGGCAACUCUGGCGGCGGUGGCGGUGGCUACGGCGGCGGCUAUGGCGGUGGCUAUGGCAGCGGUGGAUACUCCGGUGGCUACAACCAGGGAUACUACAGCCAGCCAAGCCGUCCAGUCUACAGUUCUGGAUAUGGCAGCUCCUCAGCCAGCAGCAGCAGCAAUUAUGGAGGCAGCUAUGGCGGUGGUUAUGGCGGUGGCUAUGGCGGUGGUGAACAGGUCAUCAAGGUCAUCAAGGUGGUGGAGCAACCCUCUUACGAUUACGGACGUUCGGCCGGCAACUAUGGUGGCAACUAUGGCGGCUACUCUUCCAGUGCUUCUGCCAGCUCCAGUGCCAGUUCCAGUUCCUACUCUGCUCCUGCUCCCGCUCCUGUGACUUAUUCCGCUCCUGCUCCCGUGACUUACUCUGCUCCCGCUGUGAGCUACUCUGCUCCUGCUCCCGCUCCCGUGACUUACUCUGCUCCUGCCGUGAGCUACUCUGCUCCUGCUCCCGCUCCUGUGACUUACUCUGCUCCCGCAGUGACCUACUCCGCUCCUGCUCCCGCUCCCGUUGUGCGUGUUCAGGCUGCUCCCGCUGUGACCUACUCCGCUCCUGCUCCCGCAGUGACCUACUCCGCUCCUGCUCCCGCUGUGACAUACUCCGCUCCUGCUCCCGCUCCCGUUGUACGUGUUCAGACCGCUCCCGCUGUUACCUAUACCGCCCCGGCACCUGUGGUGCGCUACGCCGCCCCAGCUCCGGCGCCCAUCAGCUAUGCACCCGCACCCGCUCCCGUUUCCUACGCCCCGCAGCCGCAGAGCCAGCAGGUGGUGAAGACCAUCAAGCUGAUUGUGGAUGAGGACCGUGCCCCCGCCCAGGUGUACGGACCACCGGCCGUGGAGUCCAGCUACUCCAGUGCCUCCUCCUCCGCCUCCGCUUCGGCUGGCUCAAGUGGUGGCUACAACUCUGGCUACAAUGGCGACUACAACACUGGCUACCAUGGUGGUUACAACGGUGGCUACAACGGCGGCUACAACUCUGGCUCCAAUGGUGGAUUCUCUGGCGGAUUCAAUGGCGGCUGGAAGCGUGGCGGCAUCUUCGAGAAGCUGGUGGGCUGCUAGGCCAUGGAGUCCUGCAGAUUAAGGAUCUGACAAAUCCGUCCUAACCUAAACCGUACUCAACUAUUUUUUUUUCUAGUUC